This is a messenger RNA of Lagenorhynchus albirostris (white-beaked dolphin), 2604 nucleotides long. RefSeq names its product RBBP8 N-terminal like (gene RBBP8NL). Gene Ontology annotation, molecular function: double-stranded DNA binding; flap-structured DNA binding; double-strand/single-strand DNA junction binding. The coding region runs from base 205 to 2004 and encodes 599 amino acids. Gene Ontology annotation, biological process: DNA double-strand break processing involved in repair via single-strand annealing; double-strand break repair via homologous recombination. The record is from RefSeq and is a predicted model, not a curated record. Gene Ontology annotation, cellular component: site of double-strand break. NCBI's taxonomy places the organism in Eukaryota, Metazoa, Chordata, Mammalia, Artiodactyla, Delphinidae. The transcript is spliced from 14 exons.
CCAAAAUUAUGUCUUGUUCUCAAGCAAGUUCACAGCGCUGGCUUCUAUCUCUCGGGCAGGACAUUCCAGAUCGGAGCGGAGGUCCACGGAGGUCGAUGCGGACGGGGGGCCCUGCUGGAAAUGGAGGGGCAGUAGAGCCCAAGGGGCCACCCCUACACCUGGAGCACAGAGGGGCCUGGGCCAGGGCCAGGGCCACGGGAAGCCAUGGAGAGCUUCAUGGAGUCGCUAAACCGGCUAAAGGACGUCCAUGAGAAUGAGAUCACGGGCCUGCAGAACAAGCUUCUGGAACUGAACUCAGAGAGGUGCCGGGACGCCCAGAGGGCGGAGGAGCUCUGUGCCAAGAACCGUCAGCUCAGGGAGCAGCAGAGGGCGCUGAAGGAGAACCUGCGGGCGCUGGAGAACAGGCUGCGGGCCGGCCUGUGCGACCGCUGCAUGGUCACCCAGGAGCUGGCCAGGAAGAAGCAGCAGGAGUUCGAGAGCUCCCUGCUCCAGAGCCUGCAGCAUGUCUUCCUACUCACGACCGAGCUGACCCGGCUGCAGGAGGAAAACGAUGCCUUGAAGGAGGAGGUGAAGCAGCUGCGGGGCCCAGGGGCCAAGCCCCAGUUCAGGGAGGGUGCCCCAGGACCCCUGUCACCCCUGCUGUUCCCCUCCCUGGGCACCCGGAAGGCCGUCACUGAGAAGCCACUGGAAGGCCAUGAGGAGGUGGAGGACGGCCACGCAGAAAGGCCGGUGGGGUACGGGACGUCUCCAGUAGCCAAAAUCUCCCCGGGUGCCAACCUGCCUGAGCCCCGGGCCCCGGACAUGAGCCCCCAGCACAUCUCCAACCAGCUACACGGGACCAUCGCCGUGGUGCGGCCAGGGUCCCGGGCCUGCUCCGCCAACCGGGGCUCCGUCAACGGGACGUCCCCACUGCCGCCCCCCAGGAGCAGCCCUCCAAGCCCGUCUGGAGAGCACGGCCUCCCUCUGGACAGCUUCCUGCAGGCCUCUCUGCCCUCUGCCAAGCCCUGCAAGUCCCCGAAGAGCUCCCUCCAGGCUGACCGCCUCUGCCACCUGAACCGCCACCUGGCCCUGCCCCGUGGGAGCCCUCACAGCGGCCCCCAGCCCCCGGGCCUCAAGGCCGGGGAGGCGGAGGCCUGGGAGGAGCCCGUGGGUCUGCUGGGCCUGCCAGGCGCCCUGGCGGGCGUGCGGGACCCGCGGCUGGAGGGAGCGCUGCACCUGCUCCUGGCCCAGCAGCUGUGGGCGCGGGGGCGGGCGGGCGGUGCCGGGCUGAGGGGCCCACCGGUGCCGGGCAAGGCGCCACCCUCCCCGCCAGCCGGCCCCCACUCCGAGGGUCCCGGGGGCGGGGCGGCCUGGGCAGCCCUGCCCAGAGGGCAGCACCCACGGCCCGCAGGCCCAGGCAGUCCCCGGGCAAAGGAGGCCUCGGCCACACAGGACUACGUCCCAGACAAGCCCCUGGACCUCUCGGAGUGGGGCCGGGGCCGGGACGGCGCCCCCAAGCCUGCCAGCCCGCCAGGAUCACUCAGCCCCCCAGGUGCCCACACGCCCAGCCCCAAGCCACCCCAGGGAGUGGAGCCCUCUGAACAGUCUGGGGUCCAGGGGCUCGGCGACUGCACCAAGGGGGCCGAAGAGGCAGAGGCGGAAGAGCCUCCACCUUCCACGGAACCCUCACAUUCUCUCCCAGGCCCCAGCCUGCCCUCUCCAAGUGGGCCAGGACAUGAGGACAGAGGGAGGCCAAAACUGCCCCCCUGCCCGCAAAGGCCUGAUGGAGACAGCCACCCGGGUGAGGAGCUCAGCAAAGCCCAAGGACAGCAGCUGGAGUCGGAUGAGCUAGACAAGCCAGACACCUCGGACAGCGAGGUGGGCCUGAGCACCGAGGCGGGGGCCACGCAGAGCUUGCCAGCCGAGGGACCCAGGGGUUUCUGCGCCACGGAGCAUGAGCGGGGCCCACAGAAGAGGAAGCGGGCCUCAGACCAGUGGAGCAAAGCCUCGAAGAAGCCGUCCUGAGGAAUAAGGGACCUAGGGGAGCCAGGAGCCCGAGGGACCCCAAGGACGGCAGCCCCUCACCCAUCACCAGCAGCUGGGAAGAGAGCCAGGGGCACCCCAGCUUGCCCAGCAGUGCUCCCCACCCGACUGCCCGCGGCCAGGACAGCCCACGCCGCCAGCCAGCAGACGGCCCCAGCAGCAGCGUAGCGGACUGGGUCCUGGCCCACAUCCAAAGGGGGUGGGAAGGCCAAGAAGGCUGGUCUUCUGAACCCCUCUAUCUCAGAAAUGGUCUUGCACGCCACCCUCAGCCCAGCAUCUGCUCCCUUGCAGGGAGUAGGGGCCUGGGAGGCCAGGGCGGCUCAAGCUCCAGCCCCGCCCCACCCCCACCCCUGCUGUGCACAGGCAGCCCUUCCUGGACAGUGCCCCCUCCUCCCACCAACUCCACUAGCAUCCUGGACCCAAGCGGCUGCGAGCCUGGCGGCCCAUUCCUGACGGGGCAUGGAGCUCUGAGCAGUGGUCUCGGGCGCCCCCUCGUGGAGUCCCACAAACGGGUGCUGGGCAGUGAGGGCGCAGGAAGGCUGACGGCAGCACCUGGAAGCGGGGGUGGGGGGGGGGCGCCGG